AUGGACGCCGACGUCGAAGCUUCCGCGCCUCCGCUCAAGUCGGAGAAGGACGCGGCCGAUACCCACGAUGCGUCCUUGUCGUCCUCUACCGACACCAUGGCGGCUGCCGACGACUCCUCGGCCACGGCGCACAAGCCCUGGCACAAGCGCGCCAUCGCGUACUUUACGGCCAACACGAUGGAAGCGUCUGCGCAGGGCCCGACGCCGCUGGAGAAGCGCACCGACCGCCGCGCGUACACGGGCUUCACGCUGUGGUUCACGCUCAACUGCAACAUCCUGCCCAUCACGUUUGGCAUGCUGGGCCCCGAGUUUGGCUGCUCGCUGCGGGACAGCGCCCUCGUGGCCCUCUUCUUCACGCUGCUGACGGCGCUGGCGCCCGCGUACUUUAGCUCGCUCGGCCCGCAGACGGGCAUGCGCCAGAUGAUGCAGGCGCGCUACUCGUUUGGGCGCUACCUUGUGAGCAUCCCCGUGCUGCUCAACAUGGCCACGCUGACGGGCUUCUGCGUCAUCAUGGUCGUCAUCGGCGGGCAGUGCCUGACGGCCGUCAGCGGCGGCAGCCUGAGCCCGUACGUGGGCAUCGUCGUCAUGUCCCUCGUGGCCCUGUUUGUCUCCUUCUGCGGCUACAAGGUGCUGCACCUCUACGAAAAGUACUCGUGGGCGCCGGCCCUGCUGGCCAUCGUCGUGGCCACGGGCUGCGGCGGCAAGCACCUCAAGGAGCAGACCGCGGUCGACGCGUCCCCCGCGGCCGCGGUUGUGUCCUUUGGCAUGGUCGUGGCGUCGUACAUGCUGCCCUGGGCCGCCAUCGCGUCUGACUUUUUCACCUACGUCGACCCCCGCGUCCGGCCGCGGACCAUUUUCUUGUCCUCGUACGCCGGCCUCGUGCUGUCCACCGUGCCGCUCAUGACCCUCGGCGCCGCCAUUGCCGGCGCCCUCGCCAACGUCCCGGCCUGGAACGACGGCUACGAGGCCAACAUGGUCGGCGGCGUCCUGGACGCGAUGCUGCAGCCGGCCGGCGGCUUCGGCCGGUUCAUGACCGUCCUGCUGGCCCUGUCGCUGAUUGGCAACACCUCGGCCACCUCGUACGCCAUCACCGUCAACUUCCCCAUGCUCGUGCCCGCCCUGGGCCGCGUCCCCCGCCACCUGUACGCCGUCUUCCUGGCCGCCGUCGUCAUCGGUGUCGGCAUCGGUGCCUCCAAGGACUUUUACGACAACCUCAACAACUUCAUCACGCUCAUUGGCUACUGGGCCGCCGCCUUUAUCGCGGCCUUUUUGGUCGAGCACCUGUGGUUCCGCCGCGGCGACUGCCGCAACUACAACCCGCAGGACUGGGACAGCGCCAGCCGCCUACCCCUGGGCAUCGCAGCCAUCGGUGCCGGUCUCUGCAGCGUUGCCCUCAUCGUGCCGAGCAUGUCGCAGGUCUGGUACGUCGGCCCCAUUGCCGAGACGACGGGCGACUUGGGCUUUGAGUUUGCCUUUGUCGUCACCGCCCUGCUCUACGGGCCUUUCCGCCUGCUCGAGAAGAAGCUGUCCGGGCGGUAG
Sporothrix schenckii 1099-18 is the source of this 1539-nucleotide messenger RNA. Its product is annotated as cytosine-purine permease. The record is from RefSeq and is a predicted model, not a curated record. Gene Ontology annotation, cellular component: plasma membrane. NCBI's taxonomy places the organism in Eukaryota, Fungi, Ascomycota, Sordariomycetes, Ophiostomatales, Ophiostomataceae. Gene Ontology annotation, molecular function: transmembrane transporter activity. The transcript has a single exon. The coding region runs from base 1 to 1539 and encodes 512 amino acids. Gene Ontology annotation, biological process: transmembrane transport.